Molecule: messenger RNA, 8480 nt
Organism: Syngnathoides biaculeatus (alligator pipefish)
Lineage: Eukaryota; Metazoa; Chordata; Actinopteri; Syngnathiformes; Syngnathidae
Gene: znf646
Product: zinc finger protein 646
Exons: 4
Coding region: 314-4462 (1382 amino acids)
Source: RefSeq, a predicted model, not a curated record
UAGCAACAAGAGCAGUGAGUGUGGAACUGGAGAUGGAAGAAUAAAACAAUUGGAAGAAGAGAGUGCUUUUGUGAUAGCUAUACAUAUCAAAAUGAGAUUUUUAAUGGGAUAACGAUUAGGCAUAUAGUCCCUGGCAUGUGCCCUGAAUCACCGUUUAAGAUUGAAUUCAUCUCCUCCACCUCUACGGGCUUUCUGGACACCCUUUGGACUUAAACAUACAGUUCUUCAUUUUGUAUGGACUAAAAGGGCAUCUAAUGUAUUGCCCUCCUGCAUACAGUCAAUAUCUGGCGCGCUUGUUUCUGUCUUUAUCGCCAUGGCUGCGCAUGACCCCGCACGGGCCACGGGCUUCCCGUGCAAACAGUGCGGGCUGACGUGUCCUAACAUGGCCGUGCUCGUCGAACACAUGGACGCACACCUGGAGCAAGAGGAGCGCAGAUUCAAAUGCGACGAAUGCGGACGCGGGUACAGACACGCCGGCAGCCUCGCCAACCACAAAAAGGCCCACGACGUCGGCUCCUUCGAGUGCUUCGUGUGCGGCAAAGAGAACUCCAACGCUUUGGCCCUGAAAAGUCACAUGCGGAGUCACACGGCUCACAAAAAGUAUUCGUGUUCGCAGUGUGGGAAAGCCUUCCGUCUGGCAACGCAACUGAGCACGCAUGAACGUGUUCACCGGACCUCGCAAGUUGAAAACCAGGAAGACCUGGAGUUUGAAAACCCGCGCGAGAUCGUCACUCAUCAUCGUAACAACCAGUCGAUUGUCGGGAUUCAAACGGAAAACGGCCCCGUUGACGACAAGAUGGCGGCUUAUCCUCGGCAGUGCGACGCGUCUGACGAGGCCGCCGGCCGACCGUUCAAAUGCGACCUGUGCGACAAGACGUACAUUCACCUCCGAAGUUUGAGCAACCACAAGAAAACCCACCAGGUGGGAAUGUUUGAGUGCACCGUGUGUUUCAAACUCUUCAACAACAUGGCGGCGCUCUACAGCCACCAGAGGACUCACAAGGUCAGAAGCGGCGGGGGAGGCGGAAGCUCGGCGUCCGGCUUCUAUUCCAACCCCGCGCAGGAGGACUUUUCCCCUCCGAGUCCCGACGCUCCUGUCGACUUCUGCCAUUUGUGUCAGGUUGUGUUCCCGAGUAAUGAGGAGUUCCAGGAGCACAUCCAAAUGCAUAACUCUUCAUCUGCAUCUUUUGGGCUCCAAGACGACGGCGCACACAGUAUGACUUAUGACAACAUUACCUCGCGUAAAUCCAACUUUUAUACAGCUCAUAUAAAUAGCAAUCCUUCUUUGCCAUCAGUUGAAAAUGCUCAAGGUUUUAAUCAGCUUCACGGAAUGUUUAGCAGCAGUUGUCACGUGUAUUCCGACAGCUCCAAUAAUCAAACGCUAGCUUCCAACUGCUCUCAGGGAGAACCCCCACUCGUAGACGCAAGCAUUGUCCACCCCGCUCUGAACGCAUCCGAAAUCCGCGACCCCUCCAUGGCAGAUUCCGACGAGCGUCCCUUCCGGUGUCAGAUUUGCGGCAAGAGCUACCGCCACUCCGGGAGCCUCAUCAACCACAAACGCUCGCAUCAGGUGGGGAUUUACCAGUGCUCCAUCUGCAGAAAGAAGUAUCCCCACUUGGCUGCGCUCAAGAGUCACCUGCGCCUCCACAAAGGUCACAAAUCGUCCCUCUGCCCCAACGGGGAGGGAGAUUGGCUCUCCCCCGUGACUUUCUCUCUGAUCAACCAGCGGGACCUCUUAUCCUCACGAGAAGAACAGGAUGGCGGUACUCAGCUUGCGCUCGGCACGAAUCAGGAAAACGGCGGCGUGCACCACGGCCAUCAGGAUGCGGCUCCAGACGUCAGCUCGCGGCUCCCUCACGUCGAGCACUCGAUGCAGAGGCACAUGUGCGUCGACUGCGGUGACACUUUUGCGGACAUCGCCGGCAUCGUAGCGCACGCUUGCCCCCUGCUACAACAGCAGCAACUCACGAGCGAGGGCCGUGACGCCAACGGGAACUUCGCUAGCACUGUCUCGCAGUUUCACGGACUGAAUGAUGCGACUCCUCAGAAUUACUUUGAGCAGAGCUCGCAGGAAAAUAUGAGUAACGACCAGCUGAACGGCAACGGCGAAGUAGACGACGGCGACCUUUAUCAGUGUUCCAUUUGUGGAAACAACUACAGCAGCAUGCGGGCUCUCCGGAGCCAUCUCCGAGGACACACGCAGUCCCAGUGCGCCGCCGCCAGCUCGGGACCCUCGUCCUUGUCCUCUCAGGGCGGGGUCAAAGACGACGAGCCGGCGGAGAUGAUGAUUUGCAGUACCUGUGGCCAAAGUUUUGCCAGCAGGCAGGACUUGGCCGCCCACCAGCUCGCGCACGUCAAGCACCAAGACGGGGAUGCCGUCGGCCGGAGCGAGCGGCCGGCAGGCGACGAGGAAGCCCAGAGUACCAUCUGCGGUCGCUGUGGAAUUUUUUGCAGCAGCUAUCAACACCUGGAGAGCCAUGACUGCACAGCGGGGAAGAAAGAAGAAGAUGCGGCAAACGGCGAGGAAGCAGAAGUAAAAGCAAAGUACUUGCGGCAUGAAGAUCGCCGCGCCCUGCGAGACAACUUCGAGGACCGUCAACACAGAUGUGAUCAGUGCGGCCGCUCGUACAGACACUCGGGCUCCCUCCUCAACCACAAGAAGUCCCACAAAACAGGGGUGUUCAAGUGCAGCGUGUGCCAGAAACGCUUUUACAACCUUUUGGCUCUUAAAAACCACCAGAGGUCCCACUUUGACAUCAAGAGGCAUACUUGCCACGAGUGCGGCAAAGCCUUCAAAAUCCAGAAGCAGCUUUUGAUCCACCUCAGGAGGCACAGGGAGAACCGAGCCAAGAUCCAAGAACUCAACGACCAGAUCCAGGCCCUCAUGCAGAUGAACAAGUCUGAAUCCGAAGACGCCAGAGAAGCGCGGGCGGAAACGACGCGUGAGGCUGCGGUCAAAUCAGAAGCCGCAGGUGACAGGCGACCUUUCGCGUGUGAGCAGUGUGGGCGCACCUAUCGCCACGCCGGCAGUCUGGUUAACCACAAAAAGUCUCACAAAACGGGCCUCUAUUACUGUUCCGUCUGCAACAAAGCGUACUCCAACCAGCUUGCCAUGAAGAACCACUUACGCACUCACUUCGGUAGUCGAAAGCAUUCUUGCCAAAAGUGCGGAACGGGCUUCCGAGGAACGCGGCAGCUGUCUGGUCACAUCUGCGCGGAGUCCCGGAAGGACGGGGGGCGGAGCCUGAGGUCUCGCGCUUCAAAGUGCAAACAGACGCUCCCUUCCGCCGAGCAACUGGCGGCCCACGCCUGCUCCGGCUCCUCGGGACCCGCGGCCGGCGGAAAAGAGCCGCGGAUGUUCCCCUGCAACAUUUGCCACCGGAGCUACCGCCACGCCGGCAGCCUGCUGAACCACAAGAACACGCACAAGACGGGACACUUCACCUGCACGUUCUGCGCCAAGCACUUCACCAACCCAAUGGCGCUGCGCAACCACACGCGCAUCCACACGCAGAAGAAGAAGCACGCCUGCCUGACGUGCGGGAAGGCCUUCCGCCUCGCCAGCAUCCUGCACAACCACCAGAAGGUCCACAGCCGCCCCGACGGGCAGUUCAGCUGUUCGGCGUGCGGGAAGAGCUUCCAGGGGAAGUCCGGACUCAAGAGGCACCGCUGCCGGAGAGGUCAGGGGGAAGUCGGGAUGCCGCCGGGGGAGAGCCAGGACAAGUGCUUCACGUGCGACCUUUGCGGGCGCUCGUACCGCCACGCGGGCUCCCUCCUCAACCACAAGAAGACGCACUCGGGAAACCUGCACCACUGCAGUCUUUGUCUGCAGACCUUCCCGGACCCCCUCACGCUUCAGAUCCACUCGCAGAUGAGGCGGCACUGCUGCCCCGAAUGCGGUAAGACCUUCUGUCUGGUCGCGCACCUUCAGAGCCACAUGGAGGCGCACUCCAAGGAGCGCUCCAAGGACCCCUACGCCCUCCACGCCAACGACCUCAGCUGGACCGAACCUUUGUCCCAUCUUCAUGAGAGCGCCAGCGACCCGGCGGAGAAGAGCCACGUGUGCGAGCACUGCGGCCGCACCUACCGCCACGCCGGCUCCCUCCUCAACCACAAGAACAGCCACAAGACGGGCUCCUUCUCUUGCGCCGCCUGCCACAAGCAGUUCUCCAACCUGAUGGCCCUGAAGAACCACCGGCGGAUCCACACGGAGCCCAAGCGCUACCAGUGCCUGGAGUGCGGGAAGGCCUUCCGGGUGUCCACGCAGCUCAUCUGUCACCGGAGAAUCCACAGCAAAGAGAAACCCUUCGCCUGCUUGCUGUGCGACAGAAGCUUUUCCAGCAAGUCCAACCUAAGGCACCACGAGAAGUUGCACCAGAACCAGCACGCUUACGACAACUCCUCCUCUUUCGCUUUGGAUGCCAACAACUUUGUGGGCUUGGACGUGGGCUCUUUCCUUUAGAGUUCCCGAACUCCAGUGACCAGAACUCGUGAAUGUUGUCCGCCAGUCAACGACGCGUAUCCUCGCCUUCCCGAAGGCCAAACAACCAAAGUGAUCCGUAAAACGUGGCCCACUUCCCCUGUCCGGUGCCUGUCAGGAAACCUCAAAUACGUAUGUACACGACUCCCAAAAACUCGGGAUUCAAUUGACUCUUGUUUGAAAUUUUAGCAUGGACCAGAAAAAUGCAAGCUAACCUUCUGCGGUGACCUUAAGUUGACCUUCUCAAAACUUUUGAAUGUGCAACUGACUGCACAACAGGAUGUUGCCGAGCUAACAAUGGACCUUUCCGACCUGUCAAUAACUCGUACAAUGAUAGCCAAUCGGAUAGCCGCAUUGUCUUGACGCGCCCCUCUCGCCGUGUUGUCCCACAAGCAAAGCUGGUUGUCAGUAGCGUGCGCUUGGAAAAGUUAAAAGUUACGAAGAAAGUGGGCCUCAGAUGCGCUUCGGGAACGUGCAAUUCUGAUGAAAGAUAUCCUGCUAGGUUACAAGUGGCCCGCUCAAUUCAUUUUCUCAAGCCUAAAACACAGUUGACGAAGUGUCCACAAUGGAUUAAGGCUCGCGCAAAAGCGCACGUUCAACUCGGUGUGAAAAAUAUCAACAAACACAAGGCUGGAUGUUCGAAGGUAAGUGAGGGAGAAGUAUCUUCUCUGAGUUUGGAUUAUUAUCAGUGCUUUAUACAUUGCAAGAGAACAACAUUCACUUUUUUAGUGUAUAACUGACCUGCUGAAUGAAGUGUGUCAUGUUGUAUGAUAUUAUUUGUGAUCUUGAAGAAGUAAAAAGUAGUCACCCUGCUUUACAUGCGCAGUACGAUUCCACCAUUUUAUCCUGUUGGAUUUCAAUAUGAAGUUUGCGAGGCGCCAAACUUUUUUUGCAUCGAUCGCCAACGUUUCACUGCAAUUUACUCUGACAUUGCGUCCCGCUCAGUCCAAAAUCUUAAUUCCGUGUACGUAUCCUUGCGUGAAAUAGUUGAGACCUCUCUCUAGAACUGUCUUGGACACGUCUGACGCAUUUGGUAAAAAAAAGCAUACCCCAAUAAUAUCUGGAAUACGCGAUAGAGAAACAUGUUCUGUUCAGUCGCCAUUUUGGAAGCUUGUGGGACAUGGCUGAGGGGGCGGAGUUUAAGAUUGCCAUCGGAAAGGUCCAUUAGCUGAACGGUGUUUGAUCUUCUGAGGUUCCUUUCUGUAACGCUUCCAGUCUCUCUGUUGCUCGUUUAGUAGCUAACUGCACUUUUCAUUGACUUGUGCACUUCACAGACAGAGACUCCUCACGCUUUGCUUUUGCAACAUGGAUCUUGUCUAGUAGCCAAAAAUGUAUUUUUUGUUGUGAAAGAUCAUUUAAUUUUUGUUUUUGUUUUGUUUUUGUUAGAGAACAAGAAACUGAUACUUUGUGCAGUUCAAAAGUUUAGAGACGGUCAAAAUGAGUUCACCCGGAAAUGGUUCUCGAGCAUUUUCGGUUCAUCCUGAAAUUUCACCCGUGAGCAGUUGCGAGUUUUUUGGCGGAGUCGGGGCGGUCGGACGUUUCGCCGGACUGCCCGCGUCGCAAACCUCUCGUGAAUAAAACGUCAGAUACCUCAUCCAGUAGGCGCGAAGCUCGCGGAAAGCGACGGACCGCAAUCCAGUAAAUAGCUCGUCAACUACUAAUAAAAUAAUGGUCAUUGUUAAGUGAUAUCGUAUGCUAAUAGCUAAAUAUGUUCUUGUACGUUUGAAUAGGGGAACUUUUUGUGAAUGUUGUUUGGAAAAAGAAGAAAAGUUUAGUGUAGCCUUUCAGGAACUUUGUCAGGAAGUCGAGACAAACAAAAAUGUUUACUGCCACAAGUUUGCAAUGGCUACGUUUUUUUUUUUUUUUUUUUUAACGUUAUUUAAGAAGUUGCUGACACUGUCAGGUCAAAUGUCAAUACCUCAAAGUAGCUCCCGUCAAUCACGGGUUACCAGGAGAUAUCAAAUGUGAACACACCCCUGAUCUCGGAUCUUUUGGAGCGACUCUGCAGACUCGACCCGCUUCCUCGCAGAACGGUUCUAAAUGCGUCAUCGCGAGAAGCCGGGCCAGGCUGUUCCAGAAGCCGCCGUCCUCCCGGGGGUGUGUUCACUUUUUAUGUCGGGGGUGGGCAAAGUACGCGUUCCAUUCGUCAAUGCAGUCCACCGGCUGUCCUUUUAAUGUUAAAUUGGUGAAUAUCUAUUGGCCCAUUUUGUCUUUUUCCUUUUUAUUCAGUUAUCCGAUAAUAGAAAAAGCAACAUAUCCAUUUCACGUUUUUAUUCAAUUGCCAAUUGUCGUUCUAAAAAGGCAAAGGUUGCCCGCCCCCGACUCUCCACCCACUGUAGUAUCAUGAUUCUAACUAACUUUUCCUAAUUGUAAUUGAAACGCAUGCAGCCCUCGUAAUUCAUACUUUACCGACUACUGUGUAAAAAUACCACGCAUUCAUCUUAUUUUUAUUGUAUUUUUGUUGUCUUAUGGCUUGUCCUCACAUUUCUUCUUCAGUUUUACUUUGCCUUAUUUCCGUCUGGUCCCCGCCGGUUCCGCACGUUUGAAAUACCUCGUCCAAAUCUCUCCGACGGCCCUCUCGGCGCCACGGAUGUGAUCACGUUUUUAUUUUUUGGGUUGGGGGGGUUCAAACAAUAUCUGCCCCCCCCCCCCCCCAAAAAAAGCAACUUUUUUUUUCCUUAAAAUUAUGACUUUACACUUGUAAUACUGCAGCUUUUUUCUUUUAAUAUUCAUCCUUUUCCCUCCUACAUUGACGGCUUAAUUUAUUUUCCUAUCCUGACCCACCCCCUCCCCACCCGCCCCUCAAAUGACGUAAAAUGAUGACUUAAAUGUUUUUCCCCACAAGAAUGAGUCUUCUAAUAUAUAAAAUAUUCUUGUAAUGUUUUUUUUUUCCUCUUUAAAAUUAGGACAAUUUUAUCCCGCAAAAAUUCAAGUCAUAUUUUUCCUUUUUGACCCCCGUAAAACUGACUUUAUUCUUUUAAGUGGUGCCACUUUUUCAUAUUUGCCUCUUUUUUUGUAUCAAAACUUUUGUUUCUCGUAGUCUGACUUUCAAAAUGAUUCCGUUUCUUCUUCUUCUUUUGUAGCAAACAUUGCAGAAUUUUUUUUUUUUUUUUUUUGUGGUAUUAUUUAAAUGUUAAUCUUGUUUACGGAAGCAUAACGUCGUUUAUUUGCCAUGUUAGGCUCCAUGCAAAGCAGCAAAUGCACAUUCAAACUAAUAUUUAGUUGUCGUUUUGAACGUUUCUAUGAACGUUUCCGUCUCUCGUUGCACUUGUGCCCCCCCCCCCCAAUAUUGUAACUAAUCAAACAUCCACUGGAUCUUUGUACAGUAUUUUUUUUUUUUUUCUUCUGUAGGAGAAACUCUUACGCGCUAGAGUAGUUGUUGUGUAAUACGAUGGGAACUAAACACCUCAUGUAGUAUUUAAGUCAUAUUUAUAUAACUAUUUUGUCACGGGAGUGUAGAUUUCUACUCGUUUGUUGGCGGUUAAUUUAGGAUAUAAGCAAAGUAGUGAUUAAAAAAAAAAAAACAAUUUGGAAAUGGACGAGUCUCUCCGUCUGGUUUCUGUUCGGUUCAAAAAGGGGCUUUGGGUUCCAUCCAAAGCAGGCUUGCAAAACAGGCAUUAGGGUUCCGGAUGCAGACUUUGUGUCGGUUUGACAUCUCCAAAGUUUCUGGGUCAAGAUUUUUUUUCAUUUUUUAUUUUUCCAUGCGCUACGUUAGCUCGCUGUCAUCUGCAAAUUAUUUGGCAGCUUCCUGGAAAACUGAACACAGAAUCAGAAUGUACAGUACACAUCCAUCCAUUCAUCCAUCUUCUUAGCCGCUUAUCCUCACAAGGGUCGCAGGGACUGCUGGAACGUAUCCCAGCUGUCAACGGGCAGGAGGCGGUGUACACCCUGAACUGGUCGACAGCCAAUCGCAGGGAACAUUGAGACAAACAACCGCACUCACAAUCACACCAAGGAGCAAUUUUUAGGGUGUCCAAAUAAUGUUGCAUGUUUUGGGAUG